This is a messenger RNA of Adineta steineri, 852 nucleotides long. NCBI's taxonomy places the organism in Eukaryota, Metazoa, Rotifera, Eurotatoria, Adinetida, Adinetidae. The record is from the annotation of a GenBank genome assembly.
AUGAGUCAACGAUCAAGUAAUUGGAAUACAGGUACAUUUCUUAAUCAAAAUCCGCAGCUAAGUAUUUCUCAAAUUGACCCACAACAACUUUAUCCAGCACCCAAGCCUCAAAUGGUUCGAUCAAACGGCUGGGAACCGACACUUACCUCCAACAACAACAACAAAACCAAUCCGUCACCUGAUUCAAAUUCACGAUUCAGUUUUUCCAAGUUAUGUGCAAAAUUAACAUCCACAAAAAUGUUGUUCUUUAUGGUGGGAUUCAUUUUAUGUGCUGUUCCAUUAGCGGUUAUGACAACGCUAUGGUUGAAUGCACGUUCAUCAUCGACAGCUACAACAACUGUAGCAAGUGUUACAGGUAAUAGUAUCAUUCUUGCUUCUGUACAUGAUAAAAUAACUGAUCUAACAAUUUCUUUAAAUCUUCUACGAAGUUUAUUUUACAUCUUUUUAGUUUCAAAUACAUCGGUUAGUUUACCGAUACAAUGUUACGCUUAUUCAACUCUGAGUGAUUACAGUCGAAAUUAUCAAAAUGGUUAUAGUUGUUGUUAUACACCUUAUGAUAUUAUAUCAUACAUGUCGGCUGGUUGGUUUCGAAUUACAUCAUCAGCUGGUACACAGCUCGUCACAACCGCUAUUUCUACUAUAGGUGCAUGUGGUUCAAGUUAUCCUGGCUAUUUUAAUGGUACAUUACCAACCACAGCUGGUUCAAUGACAACAGGAAAUGUUUGUUUUUAUACAGGUGUUUCAUGCGGCUAUUCACUAUCACCAAUUAGUGUUAUCAACUGUAAUGGUUAUUAUGUAUUUUAUUUGAUACCUACAAGUAGUACAUCUUACAGAUAUUGCACAACAAACUAA